ACGACUUGGCCGGGCCGGGUCGGGCAGGGUAUAAAAUAGCGGGCGCUCAGGCGGCAACGCCAGCCACGCGUUCCCAGCAGCAGCCUGUGCCGCAGCGCUUGGACUUAGCCCCGCCAGGUCGCCCCGGCAACCAGCAGCUCGGUCAGUCAGCGCUCGGGGACUGGGCCUCCGCCGCGCGCCAAGAGCCAUGGCUGACAGGUAACUGAUUUUCUCCAUAUGCCCUGUGUGUGUCUAAAUAGUCAGAAAAGCACUGAUCGUACUGGCUCACUCAGAGAGGACGUCCUUCAACUAUGCCAUGAAGGAGGCUGCUGUAGAGACUUUGAAGAGGAAAGGAUGGGAGGUCACUGAGUCAGACCUCUAUGCCAUGAAGUUCAACCCCAUCAUUUCCAAAAACGACAUCAAGGGUAAACUAAAGGACCCAGAGAACUUUCAGUAUCCUGCUGAGUCUGUUCUAGCUUACAAAGAAGGCCGUUUGAGCCAGGAUAUUGUGGCUGAACAAAAGAAGCUGGAGGCUGCAGACCUUGUGAUAUUUCAAUUCCCACUGCAGUGGUUUGGAGUCCCUGCCAUUCUGAAAGGCUGGUUUGAGCGAGUGCUCAUAGGGGAGUUUGCUUACACAUAUGCUGCCAUGUAUGACAAGGGACCUUUCCGGAAUAAGAAGACAGUGCUUUCCAUCACCACUGGUGGCAGUGGCUCCAUGUACUCUCUGGAGGGUGUCCAUGGGGACAUGAAUAUCAUUCUCUGGCCAAUUCAGAGUGGUACUCUGCAUUUCUGUGGUUUCCAAGUCUUGGAACCUCAGCUGACGUAUAGCAUUGGGCACACUCCACCGGAUGUCCGGAUCCAGAUCCUCGAAGGAUGGAAGAAACGCCUGGAGAAUAUUUGGGAUGAGACUCCACUGUAUUUUGCUCCAAGCAGCCUCUUUGACCUAAACUUUGAGGCAGGGUUCUUAAUGAAAAAAGAGGUACAGGAUGAACAGAAAAAGAAGAAAUUUGGCCUUUCUGUGGGCCAUCACUUGGGCAAAUCCAUCCCAAAUGACAACCAGAUCAAAGCCAGAAAAUGAGAUGCACAAGACUUAGAUUUCCUUCUAAAUAUAGCCAAAUGUAGGUAUCCUUUUCAGGAUUCUUUGACUUGCUUUGGUUUUCAAGGUUAAACCUUUUGUUUUUCAUAAGGAAUGAAUAGAAGGGAGAGAAUAGACUAUACUCAUAUAUUCUUGGAUAGUUUUAUUCUUAAAUUUAACUGAUUCUUUUGAUUGUUACCAUGGCAUAUGACCAAAAUCUGAUUAGAGUUAAGAUGCCACUUAGGUUAUAAAGCAGGGAAGGACACAGAAAGAUGAUAGAGAAUAUUCCUUAAGGUCAUCUACACAAUUUAAUCUCUUUUUUAUAGCUAAAUUUUUGUGGAUGCUGUUGACUAAACAGCAUCUAGGAGCCCUGGUGGUGCAGUGAUUCAGAGCUGUGGCUACUAACCAAAAGGUCGGCAGUUCGAGUCCACCAGUUGCUCCUUGAAAACUCUAUGGGGGUGGUUCUACUCUGUCCUGUAGGGUCGCUAUGAGUUGGAAUCGACUCACUGGCAAUGGGGUUUUGUCUUUUUUAAUGGGUAAACAGCACCUAACUCUUCAGUUAUCUGUUUUUCUUUUAAUCAUCUCUCUGUGGUUUAUGUCAGAGGGGAAUUGCUCAGAGAAAGAAAUGACUGAAUCUGUCUGACCUAAGGGACUUAAUUUGUUUAGGAAUUAGUAAUCUAAUGCUUGUUGAUGAUACCUUUUGGUUUUAAUGACUACACAGUGACUUACAUGCCUAACGUGAGUGUGAUUCUUCAGCCUUUGUUGUUUGUAUACAGUGCACACAGAUACCUUGAAAUGAAAAGCUAAUAUAAGUUUCUUCUUUACCUCAAUCUUCCAAUUUAAUAUUUGCAGAAAUAAACCAACACAUGUACGUCCUAGGUCUGCUACACUGAAUGAAAUCAAGAAAGGAAAGAGUACCUCCAAUACUUAAAAAUUUUUUAUAGUGCUUAGGAUAUACAGCUUGGAAAAGGAAGAUGAAAAGAAAAUGAUAAAAUUCUUAUCAAUAAUCCAUAAUUGCCUUACAACAAUUUCUCUUAAACUUGAAAUUAUAUUGGAGUUGUGAAGGACCAUAGAAAUCAUUUCAUUUACUAGCACCCCUCUUCCCACCACUAAAUAACAACUUUACAAACAAGUGAGUGCUUGUAGUCAGCCUUGUGAUCUAAAAUCCUGGAAGGUUACCCUCUAUCUUCUGUACCACUGCUAAAUUGACAACCGACCUUUUAAUGUUUUGGUUCCAUGACUUUUGGAGUAAAAUUGCAUGCCUAGAUGUUUGUUAACUUUGGUGAACAAUUUUAGCAUAAUAUUCUAAUUUCCCAUUUAAAUUGUUGAAGUUUAUCUUUUCCCACUAUUGGUGUAAUUCAAGUAGAAUAUGAUAAAAGAUCGCCCUCUUGUGGUACACUGAAAGAAAAUGAGAGAAAUGAAGCCAACUUACCUGCCAAGGAAAUGAUGACUAUAGGCUGGAGAACCUCCUUUACCGGAUACUGACUAGUGUUGGAUAUUUUUUCCCUCUACAGUACACACAAUGGCAGAAGGAUGGGUGUUUCAUUUUGAAAGUAUUUUUUGUUGCCUUCAGUGUCACUGCAAUUUUGUGUAAACUUUAGAAAAUUUCAAAUCAAAUAAAAUUAAUUUCUGUAAAACACCCACAUUCAUUGGUUUCAGUGAAUUUAGUGGUAAGAGGCAUUCAGGCAAAAGUGGAUUCUACUGUGGAAGACAGGAUCAGAGAUUUGAAUAAUAAAUCAUGGUGACUUUGCGUGAAAGCCCACCCAACAAGGCUGCUUCAUACUGAAUGGAAAUGGAAUAAUGGACUCUGACCCUCUCAUGGAAUUUGAAAGAGAAAAGUUACUUUGGCCUAAGCAAUAGAGAACUGAUAUGAUGGAGCUUUGAAAACUGAGCUGAACCUGUUAUUGUUGAGUCACUUCCUACUCACAACGACCCAAGAAAAUGAGAGUGAAAGGAGUGGCUAGUGAAGCAGAAGAGCCAAGAAAGUGUGGUGUCCCGAAAGCCAAGUGAAGAAAGUGCUUCAAGUGGGGAGUGAUUAAGUAUAUUAAGUACUGAUAAGCUGAGUAAGAUGAGGACUGAGAACUGACCAUUGGACUUGGCAGUGUGGAGGCCAUUGGUGACUUUGACAGGAGCCACUUCAGUUGAGUGAUUCGAUGAAAGCCUGAUUGGAAUGGGUUCAAGAGAGAGUGGGAAGAGAGGAAGUGGAGGGGGAUGUGUGGUCAAAGUUUUUUUUUUUUUUUUUAAAGAAGAGACACUGCAGCAAAUUUGUAUGGCAGUGGGAAUGACUCUUAGAGAAAAAGUUUUGAUGCUGGAGAGUAAAAACAAUAAAAAGAACAUGUCCUUGAAAAAGCAAAAAGAUAUGGGGAUACAGUGUACAAGAGACAAGCAGAGACAAUUACUAUCAGGAGAACUAAUAUUAAUACAAAGUAACAUUUAUUAGGUACUUACCUUUGCCUCAGGAACUAAGUAAUUUUACAUGAAUUAAUACCAUUUAACUCUUACAAGAACCCCAUUGAAUUCUAUGGUUCCACUAUAAAAACCAAACUGGUUGCCGUUGAUUCCAACUCGUAGCGACCCUAUGGGACAGAGUAGAACUGCCCCAUAGGGUUUCCAAGGAGCACCUGGUGGAUUUGAACUGCUGACCUUUUGGUUAGCAGCCACAGCUCUUAACCAGUAUGCCACCAGGGUUUCUGUCUCCAUCGUAUGGAUAAGGAAAUUGAGAAAUGGAAGGUUAAAUAGUAAGUGCUGGAGCCAGAACUCACCCAGGCAGGUGACCUCCAAAGUCCAUGUUUUUAACUGUUAUAUUGUCUUCGUAGAAGCUGAGAUGAUGGCAUCAUGAAGUGUAGAGUACUAGGGUGGCAAUACCUAUUUCUGAAAGUAAGACUAUUAGUGUUGCUGGUGAGAAACUAUAGCUGCUUUUUUAUUUCUAGAGCCCUUGUAUCCUGAGCAGGGAUAAAUGAUGUUCCAGUUCUCUGCUAGGUCUGAUUUGAGAAUUUGUUCCUUUAAAAGAUGACAGAGUAGUGUUCUUACCAGCUUGAAAUAAAUCAGGGCAAUUACAUUUCUUGUUCUGGACAUAGAUACUGUACUUAAAAUUAUGUAACUCAACAUUGCAUCAGUUUUUCUGGCAGCCACUUCCCAUUGUCCCAUCUUCACAGCAGACUUUUGUCCACAUAUGCUGUUUUUUGGACUAAAUGAAAAUUUGAUGUUUAUACUAAAUUUCAUUUGAUUAUUGCUCCUUUUCAGUGCUGAUGAAGUCCAUAAAUGCUAAAAGAGAACAAUGGCAGCAUUGUUGAAAUAAAUACAUGACUUCUCAAAAUGACAACUCAUUAAGAUGUAUACAUUUGGAUAUGUUAACUACACUCUGGUAACCACUCAUUUACAUAUGUAGAAGUAACUACCAAGAAUAAAAAGAUUAUGUCUAGGUGUGGGACUGCGGGAUGGGAAGACUUGGUUUUCAUGCAAAGCAUCUGCGUGCUACGUGAUCUGGUACCAUGUGUAUGUGUUACUUUACUAAAAAUGAAACAUUUAAGUAAAACAAAAAUUCUCUCAUGCCAUCUCAUCUGUACUAUGCCUGAAAAAAUAGUAGAAACAAAGUACUCAGAAAUAUUUCCAUAUUUCAUACCUCUUUCAUAAUGAUUUUAUAAUUUCAUGUUGGUCAAAACUGACAUACAAAAAUGCAAAUUCAUUCACAAAGUGAAGAGAAAAGACAGCUACUCACUGCAAAAUAAAAACUUUCAAUGUUUUAUUUUUGACUGCAGCUGUUUACAGAAAUAUAGUUGCGAGUAUACAAAUGUUCCAAUAGAAGCAAAAUAUCUUUUUAAUAUUUAACAAGUUAUCACGGAUAGCUAAAAACAUAGAUAGAUGCAAAUAAAAUUCCCCCAGAGAACAAACUGAAAACAUCUGGUAUCAGUGCUCUGAAAUCCCAACUAUGAAAGCCAUAUACACGAAAAUGUAAUUCUUACAUCAUUGUAGGACAAUGGAGGAAGGUAGUUCAGUGGUUGAUCAAUGUGCCCAAGCAAAUAAAAUUAAAAAACUUUAAUGGCAGAAUUGUAGCUAAACCACUUGAGGAAAGGUUAAUGAAAUAUCUGUAGUAUACUUAUUAAAUGACUGAGUGAAAGAAAGUGGAUGAAGUGCAGUAAAAGCCGUCAAAAGAGUAGCAACUACUUGGAGCUUAUCGGCUAGGAUUAAGGGAAUAAGGUGAACAGAUACAUUCAUUAGAUGAAAGGAAAUUACUCAAGUUCAUUGAAAUCAGUCUGUAGCUACUAAAGUCACAAAUACUUUAGUGCAGGACAGUUCUUUGUUAGACACAGAAAUCUGAUUCCAAACCUACUCUCAAACAUCUGAGAUUAUGUGCGUGUGUGUGUACAUGUCUGUGUAUGUUGUCCUGAGGUUCAUUAGCUAAAAUCAUAAGAAGCAGUCCUUAGAAAAUAUUUCCAACCAGGCAAGUGACUUCUGGAAAAGAAAUGAGAGUGCUGGGAUGAUGAAGAUUUAUGGUUAAACAUUGGGUUUUUAAAGGUGGUGGCAUUACAAGUUAGAGUUGAAUAAAGUGGUUGGAUGCUGUGGGUACAGGAAUACAUUAUGCAGUAAAGUGGGUAAGGGGAGAAAUGGGAUAAGAAAGGAGGAAUGUAACCAGAGCAUCUCCCAACAGUUUGUCUAUGUAUUUGCCAGCACCAAAGGUUGUAGAGUAAGCCACUUACAUUUCUACUGCUACUAGUAAGUAAAGACAGCAGUGAUUUUUAUAAAGUGAGUAUAUAUUUAAGAUAACCUCCAUUCUGAAAUGUGAAUUUUUUUUUUUUUUUUUUAUGAGUUAACUGGUGAUUUGUAAACAGUGGAAGAUUAGAACAACGAUGGAGGUAUUGUGAUCACACAGGGAGACUAAAAUGAUUGAACAAAUUGACUUGUGGUUUACAUUUAUUGUGAUGCGUACAAUUGAGAAGGGAGAAAUGCCCAAAUUAUAUAAUGCAUUAUCUCGUUUAUCGUUUAAUUUAGUAAAAAAUUUUGUCUGAAGCUCCCAAGGAUAGCUAUAUCUCUACUGCAUCAGUUCAUAAACAAAGCAAGCUACCUUUAAAGAAGUUUUAUGUAUUAAAAAAAAUUUUUUAAAAGGUGCUAUGAUGACCUGGCCAGCCAUCUUGCUACCUCAGAUACAAACAUAAAUAUGGGAAAUGACAAAGAAUUUUGUUCUGAGAGUUGGUCUAGCCAGAGCAAAACUGUCUGCUGGUAAAGUAAGGGGCAAUGAAAUGAAAGCCCACAAUGUACUCAUUUUAUGGAUAAACAGGAGACUUUAGCACCCACCAAUUACAUUAGCUACUUAAAUGUCGGAAGAAAAGAAAUACAGAACAUUGCACCUAUAUAUUUAAAUCAGUCAUUUAAUGUAAACUUUUUAGUAAGUGGUAGGAAAAUGCCAAACUGAGUUAACCAAAUAUCAAUAGACUAAUUGUCCAUGUACAUAAACUAUACUGUAUUUCUACAGGCAGUACGGAGAAUAAAUUAUCAUUGCCAAUAAAUGAUAAUAGAAAGUGUAUCUAUCUGAGUGGAAAAAAAAAAAAACCUUCUACAUCUUACUAUAUAUAGUUUACACCAGUGGCUCGCAAACUUUAGCAUGCAGCAGAAUCACCUGGAGGGUUUGUUAAAACAGAUUUCUUGGGCCCCACCCCAGAAUUUCUGAUUCAGUAUGACUAGGAUAAGGCCAAACAUCUACAAUUCUGACUAGUUCCUGGGUGAUACUGAUGCUGGCUGGUGGGCUGAGAACCAUACUCUGAGAACCACUGGUUUAUAUAUAUGUAGAAAACUAUACACUAUAAUGUUCUUAUAUACAUGACACAGAAAAUAUAUAGGAAGAGGGCUGGUUUUAAUUAAUUAACUCAAACAUAUAGAUGAGCAAGCUGACAUUUUAAUUUUUCUAAAAUGAUUUGCUGAAAUGUAAUAAUUUUUUUUUAUAUAGUCAUUACAUGGGAUUGCCAUGAGUUGGAAUCCACUCGACAGCAACGAAAAACGUUCUAAAGGCUUAGGUCCUACUAUACAGUCAUUUUAGAAAACAUCUACAUAAUACUUAUACCAAGUUGACUAUCCAAAAUAAAAAUGGACAUAAGUAUUCUAAGUAAUUAAGAUGUAUUCAUUAAGAAGGAAUCAUCACUAUAUAGCAUUCUUGGCUUCUUUGGAAUGAUUAAAGUGCAUGUCAAUAGAGUACUAAGAAUAUUGCAUAAAGGUUUGCUAACUUCAGUGCCACUACAGUCAUGGAAAUACAUGGGAAAAGCUGCUCUAUCCCAAAGGUACUACCAUCCUGACCUGUUCUGAUGGCCUUUUCUUCAGGCACUACCACAACAACAACAACAACAAAAAACCAGAGGGACACUCAAUACAACUGCAUCUGGUAGAAAGAAAUUAUUAAUUCUGGAGGGCUUCAGAUAAAGCUCCUUUCUCAUUUCCUUUAACAUUAUUUUUCCUAGGCAGAUUAACUGAGGUUCUGGUGGGCAAAGAUACACUAUCAUGAAUUACCUGGCCCUGUCUUGUUAGAAAAAUUGAUUUUACCAGGCUUUUUACCUAAACUAUGUUUUAGUGAUUUAUUUCAUCCAUCUAAGAUCAGAGCAGAUGGUUUAAACACUUUAUUGCUGAAAUUUCACUAUACACAUUUUUUUUAUACGGAGUCUCACAAUUUCAUUAGCACUAACAUAGAUCUAUCAUUAGUGAAGCUAAAGGAAAAAUUUAUAGUUAAUUUAUAUAAAGCCUAAACAGUAUAAUCCUAUAAUUUUUUACUUACCCUCCUUCUAACACUGCAUCUUUUCUGCUAUUCUUAGGUCAAAGGGGGUUAGACUUAAUGAUGUUGUUUCCUAUUGUGAUUAAGAAAUGGAGGAAAAUAUGUUCUACAUCCUACUUUGGUGAGUAGCAUCUGGGCUCUUAAAAGCUUGCAAGUGGCCAUCUAAGAUACAUCUAUUGGUCCCAUCCUGUCCAGAGCAAAGGGGAAUGAAGAAAACCAAAGAAACAAGGAAAAUAUUAGUCCAAGGGACUAAGGGACCACAUGAACCACAGCCUCCACCAGCCUGAGCCCAGAAGAACUAGAUGGUGCACGGCUAAUACCACCAACAGCUCUGACUGGGAUCACAACUGAGGAUCCCGGACAGAGCAGGAGAAAAAUGUAGAACAAAGUUCAAAUGCACAAAAAAGAUCAGACUUACUGGUCUGACAGAGACUGGAGGAACCCCUGAGACUAUGGCCCCUGGACACCCUUCUAACUCAGAACUGAAACCACUCCCGAAGUUCACCUUUCAGCCAAGGAUCAGACAGGCCUAUAAAACAAAUAAUAAUGCACAUGAGGAACGUGCUUCUUAGACAAAUCAAGUACAUGAGACCAAAUGGGCAACACUCGCCCGAAAGCAAAGAUGAAACGGCAGGAAGGGACAGGAAAACUGGACGAAUAGACACAAGGGAACCUGGGGUGGAAAGUGGGAAAGUGAUGACACACUGCAGGGAUUGCAACCAAUGUCAGGAAACAAUUUGUAUAUAAAUUUUUGAAUGAGAAAACUAAUUUACUCUGUAAACUUUCACCUAACGCAUAAUUUAAAAAAAAAAAAAAAUGGAGGAAAGAAUGGCUAAAUGGAAAAAUUUAGAGUUGGGACCUAUUAAAACCUUUUGUUCAUGUGUUUUGGCAAUAGUGAAAAAUGAAAUUAUAAGAAGGGGGCACUAUCAAGGUAAAAAGACACUUUUCCAUAAGUAUUUAAUGUAUAUAUGAAAUAUUAAAAAAAUUUCCAGAAAAAGUGGAAUAAAAACAGAAUUUUAUUAAUAAGGCUAGUAUGAUGUUAAAAUAAAUGGUGAUUAAAGAUGUAGAGCACUGGGACAAUUGACAAGUGAUAUUUUAGCUAUUAUUCUGAUAUUUACUCCAUUAUGAACAUUAUCUCCACCAUUUAGCUCUAGUGAUACAAAUAGGCAGAGGAGAAAAUCUGUUCUAAGUACAUGUUAUAAGACUCUACUCACCCACAUGACUAGGGUAUACCCUUGUACCACUUCUCUAGGACAUCUACUGAACUAUCCAGUCUCUCUUUUUCCAUUAAGUCCCUCCAGGUAACCAAAGGUAUGCAGGUUAGGGAUGAAGCUUCUGGUCACAAAGCAGAGUAAAGCUAAAAGGACUCAUAUAAUUUUCAAUUAAAUAGACAAAAAUCAAUUAAGAAAGAGACACUAGAACAGAAAUUUUCACCAGGAAAAUGAAAAAAAUUCUCAUGUUUCUCAUUGUGAGUAUUUAUAAACCACGUUGAUGGACUGGACUGGACAAUGGGUUGGAGAGGGAUGCUGGUGAGGAGUGAGCUUCUUGGAUCAGGUGGAUACUUGAGACUAUGUUGGCAUCUCCUGCCUGAAGGGGAGAUGAGAGGGUAGAGGGGGUUAGACGCUGGCGAAAUGGACAUGAAGAGAGAGAGAGAGUGGAGGGAGGGAGCAGGCUGUCUUAUUAGGGGGAGAGCAACUGGGAGUAUGUAGCAAGGUAUAUUUAAGUUCCUGUGUGAGAGAUUGACUUGAUUUGUAAACUUUCACUUAAAGCACGAAAAAAAAAAAAAAAACAUGUUGAAUUUGAGACUUUAACUAUUAAAGCAGUUUUUUCUGGUCUUUAUUUGUUGAUGCUUUUCAGAUUUCACUUUUCCAAAACAAAUAUUUAUAAUGGCUUAAAUGUUCCGAACUACAUCAUACACAAGAUUAUAAGAGAGGGAGUAAGGAAGGGAGGAAGAAAGGAAAGAAAACCCUUCAUUUAUACUGUUUCUAUAAUAAACAAAGCCCUUUAAAAAACCUGUUCUAGGGAGACUGGCUGCAACAGAUUUGCACUGGCUAAAUAACAACAUGAUACUCUAAUUACACAGGUAAGAUGAUAAAGCUCAAAAGCAAAAUCUGACUUCUAGUUAUCUUCUACCACGUUGGUGUGGAUACAUAAUGGAAUGACAAUAAGGAAUAAAACACACUCUCUCACACACACAGAUAAGCUCCAAGCAUUAAUGUAAGUUGCUGAAAGUAAGAACUGAAUAUAACAAUUUAAAGAAAUAAAAUGUGGUUCACAGUUUAUUUAGGUCCUUCUGCCAUAAAAUAAAUCUAAUAAACUGUGUCUCUCCCAUACGUAGCUAUAACUUGUGACAGUAAUCUGGAUAUUGUAUUUUUAGCACAAGUAUCAACCACUGAGCUAAAUCUUCAAUAAGGAGACAAAUACUUUUUGUGACCAAAUCAUAUACUCAGAAUUCUGUACUUAACAUUGACCUUUGGGGUAAGGAACAAUUAACAAUGUUAAAAAAAAAAAAAAAAAAAAAUCUGUCUUAUUGAAUAAGAAUAUGGUAGCAUAGCACAGCCCUUGUAUAAAUAACCACAAAAUUUGUGAAAAUAAAACCUGGUUUUUCUGCCUUCAUCCAACCAAACCACUACAGUUCAGGUGUAUGUUCUGUUCUAAACUUAGAUAUCAUAAAACAGAAAAUUGGUCCCUGGUGACUUGGUAUUGGCAAUCAACAUUUCACCGCAAUAAACUUCUUGCUAAACAACAGGAUAGAAGUCAGCACACAAGCCAGUCUUCUUGCCACCACUUCAUCCAUAGCACAGUGUUAACAUUCUAAGUGGAAGUUGGUGAACAAAUAGACUUUCUGAGUCUCCUAUGUAAUCUGUUAAAAAAAAUUCAGAAAACUCAGAAAUAACCUUAUGGCAUUUUAUUUCUUAUUUAUAUACCUGCUGGGAAGGCUUUCUCCGACAUUACAGUCAACCCUCUAAAGUCAGAAUUUUGUAUUUUAAAACUGAAGUACUGGAUUAUGUGGCUGAUCCUUCUCAUAACCUGAACUAUAUUGGGUAAUUUUCUUCAGAUGGGGUGGGGGAAGAAGAAAUGUAUUGAGGAAAAUGCUUUUGGUUCAGAGAAUUUAUAUAAAAUAGCUCUGGAUAUUACAAGAUGGGAAAGAUGUUAUUAAAAUUACAAACAUGGCUUUUUUUUAGUGUCUUUAUAAAUAAAAGGCAUAGAAUACAGAAAGCCAAUUAAUAAUAACAAUAACAACAAUAAUAAAAUAUUAAAUAUAUAGUGAGCAAAGACUGAAUGGCUCAUUCUUGUGAAACACCAUUUGACAAAACUGCUUACAUGGGUUUCCUUACGCUAACAUUUUGCUGAGUGAAGACCCAGCAAACAUACAGUAAGCUGCCUUUAACCCACUAAUAACACCAAGGUACUGCCUGAUGGAAUGGCCACAGAUGAACAGGUCAUUUGUUUCAAAAGAUACUUAAAUACUCAAUAAAGACAUAAUAACCCCCCCACCCCCAUCACUGUUAUCAGACGCCACGUUGUGGUAGAACAUCAGACAAACUCACAAAUUUACCACAAAAAUGUGUGGCAAAAAAAGAAUAGUUUAUAUAUAUGUGUAUAUAUAUAUAUAUAAAUUUCUAUAUUUAUGCCAAUGUACUCACUCAGUACAAAUAGCAAAAUAGUAUACCAUUUCCUAAAUACAAAAUAUAGCUUUCCAAAAAAAUGAAACACACAGAUAUAAACCAUCCAAAACUUGAACGAUUGAAAACUGUAUUCAAAAUUAAAUGACCCAGAGUAGGUCUCUUUCUGAAAAGUUCCCUUCAUAUCGGCAAGAAGCCUGUACUACUGAAAACGUAAUUCAAUGCCUCUCAAUCAGAGAGAGAAAGGAAGAAAGGGUUGGGGAGGAGGAAGAAUAUAUGAGAAUAAAGAUAAAAAAACAAAUUAGAAGAAGAGCUCAAAGAACCAAGGAAGGCCAUCACAAAAAGGGGGGAAAAAUCUGGCUGUAUAUAAACAAAACCAACACCACAAUUUCACACAGUUCAACUAAACAGAAAAAAACAGAAAAGUAGCCUUCAACGAACAAUUAACAGGCUAUUUUUUGUACACUUAAAAAAAAUUAAAUGGACAAGGAUACCAAAAACAUUUUAUCAACAUAUAGAAGCCAUACACAGUUUGGCCUUAAACUGUAUUAACAGCUUUCUACACACCAAAAGGAAAAUAAGAAAUAAGCACAUGUCCAGACAACAGGUUGUAGUGAGAAGCAGGCAUCCCAUGGGUGGCAAGAACACCCCAAACUGUAUAACUAGUGCUGCAACUGCAGGUUCUGGAGUGUGUUAUUUUCCUCUUUAUAGAUGUAACAAAAGUUAAUUCUUCAUUUUAAGUCAACUGAUAUGACCCUGUAAAAGCCUAAGGCUUGUGGGAACCAUCACAGAAGUGACCACUUCAAACUAUAAAGCACUGAGGUGACAAGUGAAGUUACACUCACUGCAGCUCAGGGAGAAGUGAUAUUUCAAGAAAUUUUAGUUUUUGUUUUGUUUUUAAUUAAAUUUUACACUGUUUCCUGUUAGAGGGGAAAAUCUGAAGAUUUUAGAACAGCACCGUUCAUGGGGGGAAAAAAUGCAUUUUUUUCUCAGGAAUCAACUCCCAAUCAAUUCCUGAAAGGGUACUCACUCCCCUGCCCUGUACUGCAGGAGCUGGGUCAUCCUAGAUGAAAGCGGCCUUUUUUCUUUAAGUUGCUACAGGGUCAUAAAGCCAGUAAGUAUAUGAAUAAUUAUCUAAAAUGAGAAUGAGAGGAAGAAUAAUAUGGAUGAAUAUAAAAGGAACGCCGGUCUUAGACUGAGUUAAGAGGAAAACAGACUCAAAUUACUGUCGGUUUAAACUACUGUAGAAGAUAUCAAAACAGAAUUUGCCAUAUGUUAUCCCCUUCAUUUUUUAUACAGCAUGAUAGGUACUUUUCUAUGCACAGUUAUGGCUAAACCUCUUAGUAGAAACACAGAGAAUUAACAACUCUCUGAAAAAUAAAACCAAGAGCAUUCCAGCUGUCCCCAGUUUUGUAACUGUAUUGUCUGCCUUUGUGUUAAAUAAAGAGUUCUCUCAUCUGUGUAGAGUUCUUAAUACAGCUUACUUAUCAGAAUGUUACCCCUUCAGUUUCCCCAUAAAAACUGAAAAAAAAAAAAAAAAAAUUCCUUCACUUUGGCCCA
Messenger RNA from Loxodonta africana (African savanna elephant), 12994 nucleotides. It is a transcript of the gene NQO1, whose product is annotated as NAD(P)H quinone dehydrogenase 1. Gene Ontology annotation, molecular function: NAD(P)H dehydrogenase (quinone) activity. The transcript is spliced from 6 exons. Gene Ontology annotation, cellular component: cytosol. The record is from RefSeq and is a predicted model, not a curated record. Lineage: Eukaryota; Metazoa; Chordata; Mammalia; Proboscidea; Elephantidae. The coding region runs from base 296 to 1057 and encodes 253 amino acids.